AUCAAAACAGCAAAAGAUGAUACACUAGUAUCAUCCAUCAAGCAAAGGAUGGAAGAUAUUUCUUCAUUAAAAGUAAUCUUCAGAGUCAACAACCAAAACGACAAGUCGUAUGAGCCGAAUAAGAUUUCCAUUGGCCCAUUCCACAAUGGAAAUCAAAAGUUGAAACAAUUGGAAGAUCACAAGUGGAGAUACUUGGCUGCUCUUCUCAAUCGAAAGCCAAACUUGGAAGAAAGCUUAGACAGUUGUGUUAAGGCAUUAAGAGAAUCUGAACAUAGAGCUAGAAAUUGCUAUGGUGCACCUAUAAACCUUAGUAGCAAUGACUUCAUUCAAACCAUGCUCCUUGAUUCUUGCUUCCUCAUAGAGCUUUUCCUUAAGUUUUCCAUAAAGGGUCUUAGACGUCGAAACGAUGUCAUAUUCACAACUCGUGGUUUCCUCUUUGAUGUGAGGCGUGACAUGGUUUUGUUAGAGAACCAAAUCCCAUUGUUUGUUAUUCAACAAAUAUUCCACCUCGUACCAAUCCCCCCACAAUGUACUAUGUCAUUUAAUGAGUUAGCUUCGAGAUUUUUCAAGAAUAUGAUCCCGGGAGACUUUGAGUUUCUUAAGGAUAAGUUUAACCAAGAAGGGUAUCAUUUACUUGAUCUCCUACGACGUUGUAUCAUCCCAACAUAUUCAAAAAUGACACCAAAAGAUGAUCACAAUGAUGAUCAACAUUCUAACCCUGACUCUCAUUUGGACUAUGCUAGAAAGCUUAAAAGAGCUGGUGUUAGAUUCAAGAAAGGGAAAUAUAAUAGCUUGUUGCUUGAUGUUAAGUUUGAACAUGGUGCCAUUCUAAUCCCACAUCUAAAAAUCCAUGAGUGCAUUGAAGAGCUAUUCAAGAACCUCAUUGCUCUUGAGUCUCACCUUGAUGAUGACACGCAACAAACGACGUCGUAUGCCUUCCUCAUGCGAUGCCUUAUUCAUUCUGAGAAAGAUGUGACAUUUCUGAGGAAAAGAGGUAUUUUGAGUUACUAUGAGAAUAAGGAGAAAGAGAUUGUUGGCAUGUUUCAAAAGCUUGGGAAUGAAGUCACUGCCAAAGAUUUCUAUUACUUGAGGCUUAUUGAACAAGUGAAUAAGUACAAAACGACAAGUAUGAAUGCAAAGUGGGAGAAAGUAAAGCGAGGCUACGCCAAAACUCCAUUGUCGUUUUCGGUUUGUGCUUUGGCCAUUAUACUCCUUGUUCUCACCUUUGUGGGUGUCUUCUUUUCUGUGCUUUCCUUCUUUCUUCAUCGUUCUUAAUUUUAUUUUUUUCAAUUUUUUUUUUUCGUUUUUUGAGAUUUCAAUUUGAUACAACUUAUGAUCAAUAAUAAUGGGAAUAUUUUGAUGUAAUUUUUUUCAAAGUUUUUUGGUGGGUCAUGACUUUUAUUCACACCACAGGGACAUUUAACUAGAUAACCUUAUUAAUUUAUUAGUUGUGCUAUAUAAUAAAGUAAUAUCCCAAGUGGUAAAACUAUACCUUCUUCACUAUGUCAGACUACGAAGUCAUCUUUUUUUUAUAUACCCAUUUGACACAUAGCUAGAUUGCUUAAUCUUUAGACAAUUUUAAAAGUGGAAUAAAACAAACUAUAAAUUGGGAUUCACUAA
Messenger RNA from Humulus lupulus (European hop), 1620 nucleotides. Its product is annotated as UPF0481 protein At3g47200-like. The record is from RefSeq and is a predicted model, not a curated record. The transcript has a single exon. NCBI's taxonomy places the organism in Eukaryota, Viridiplantae, Streptophyta, Magnoliopsida, Rosales, Cannabaceae. Bases 49 to 1275 code for a protein of 408 amino acids.